GCGCAUCUAUCUUUUUUCAUACAUUGUAAUAUUUGCUAUAUACUACGUAAAUGCUAAGUGUAUUGCAGAGUGAUUUCGAGGUAGGUAGCUGGCAGCUUCAAACACCAAACUAGCUAGCUUCAAUAUCUCGAUCAACUUACUCCCCUAUCAAUCAUUCCAUCUUUUCCCGGCUAUACUAUUUCGUCUGCCUAUAUAUAUACCCAUCUAAUUAUUAGUCUUCGCAAAAGACUCAAACUAAUAAACGUUGACCACACUAUAAUGAUGGUUAAGAUGAUGAGGUGCAGAAGCGUAGACGACUCUCAUCAGAAUGUUGUUAAGGAUGAAGUCGACAAGUCUUUCAGAAUCAAACAUGAAGAUAUCAGCUUCUUCUCCAGACUCCUUUCCCGCCAAGAAACAGCUAAAAACAACAACACCCAGCAUUCCUUCAGAGUCUACUACGCCGAGGAUGUUUCUGUUCCCUUUGUCUGGGAAUCCCAGCCCGGAACUCCCAUACACAGAUUCGCCGACGCCGGCGGGGACGCCGCCCUCCGCCCUCCUCUCACUCCUCCGCCGUCUUACUUCAUCAACGGCAAGAACCCACCCAAGAAGAAGAAAAAUCUGCUUAGGGCUUUGCUUGUUAAGGUCAGUCUCAAGAGUACUAGAUCUAGAGCCAAACCAUCACCGCCGGCCGCCUCCUCCACGCCGUCAUUGCCGUCUCCUUCGUUUUCUAUCUCGCCGUCUUUCUCUUCUUGUUCUUCAUCUUCCCACUCGUCGUCGUCGUCUUCGGCUUUCGGUACUCCUCUUUCGAGAUUCUACGGCGGCCGGAGAAAGAGGCUGGCUUCCUCGGGCUCAUCCGGCUACUCUUUCGGAAAGGGCAUUAUUGAAGAGGUUUCCGGCGGUGAAAAAUCAUCGGCGUCGCCGGCGUGUUGCGGGUUGACCCACCGGAGCAGGAGGACCCUUAGCAUGCAUUAAGUAACAUCUCCAUUAUGUCUCUACCCACAGGAUUUGAUUGUUUUUUGACUAGAAGGCCGCGACAUGGAUAUUACGGAUGCCGCGAUAUGGACAGAUUGCUACAUGAUUGCUUGGUGCGCUGAGGCAUAGUUAUCUUGGAUGCUGAGGCUUGGGCACUUGGGACAUCAUGGCAUGGACAUAAUGGAUGCCGCAGGUCUUGGACUUUAGGCAUUGAUGUAUCUUUGAACCUCUUGAUAGGCCAAGUAUUAUACUUGGUUAUUUUGGCAUAAAAUAGAUCGAAUACAAAUCCCCUUUCACCCUCACAUUAUGUGAGGGUGGGGGAGGCGUUAGGAGAUCUAUAAUAUGUGAUGUAUAAUUUUUCUGGGUGUUAAUAUAUAUUUACAUUUCAUCCAAAAAAAAAAAAAAAAAAAAAAAAAAAAAAGUGGAAGAAGCUUCAUUAAUUCAUGCACAUAUAAUAUGGCUGCGCUGUCUUCCUGUUAUCCACUCGUCAACCUAAGGUCCAAUGGGCUGACUGGUCGACCGACCUUAUUAGCUUGCCUGCUUCUUCAAUGUACGUACGGGCUGUCAUUUAUUAAUUAGUCCAGUUUUUAUAUUGCUAAACACCAUACUCAGUAUCAGUUAGUAGCACGCAGGAGUGGCCUACCAUCCAUGAGAAGGAAUUGAAAUGAGCGAAGCUUCAAUGUGCUCUGCACGCAUGUUACUUUAGGACUACCUGCUGGUUAGACUAACCAUUUACAACUUCCGCGUAGGGGGGAGGGGAACAAUGGCGGAGCCAGAAAUAUUAUAUAUGGGGCCGAGCUUGAAAAACACUAGAGAAACUCGUUAAAUAUGACUAAAACAUACUCUGUACUUUAUCAUAGUUUUGCAUUUUAUGUUUUUGUAUUGUAUUGAGCAAUAUCGAUUUACGGCGUGUGAUUGACGAUAAAUGUCUUGUACCGAUCCCUGUUAACACUCAGAUUAUUUUAGUACGAGUAAAUGAAAUGCACAUAUUCAGAG
This is a messenger RNA of Cuscuta epithymum, 1947 nucleotides long. The record is from the annotation of a GenBank genome assembly. Lineage: Eukaryota; Viridiplantae; Streptophyta; Magnoliopsida; Solanales; Convolvulaceae.